UGCUUGCAGCCCCACAGCAACUCAUAGUUAAUUCUUAAUUCUGUAAUAAAUUUGGGGGUAUUUUUGCCUUUUUGCUAUAUCAUGGAAAUCAUGGGAUACAACCAAAGAGGAUAAAUUAGUUUAUCCUCUGAUACAACUAGACUUGCACUUGAUAUGUUGAUAAUUGUUACGUCACUAUAGGCACACAUACACAAUACAGACUAGUUUCAUAUUCAUAAAAUAAAAGUGAAUUGCGGACAACCUUCAGAAAAAUUCGUUGUGAAAUAGUGUCUUAAUCGUUUCAAAAUGUUGUUAUUACUCUUGAGAACGUCUGUUAGCGCAAACGAUAAUGAAUGUAUUCCAAAUGUUUUGGUUACUUUUUAAAAAAAUUAUUCGAUAUUAUUUUUAUGGCAAUUAUCAGGAUGUGCAACAGUAACAGUGUGAGUGAAAAUGAUAAAGUGUGUCCCUACGCCUUUAAAGCGUUUAAUUACGAAAAGAUUUUACCAAAUCCAAAUUCAAAAGUUCCUUUCCCAAGAAGUGGCCAUCGGAUAGGAGCCGAUUCAUCCAAUUUUUACUCAUUUGGAGGUUAUAAUCCCCUAGUAAGGGAUGAGGUGGAACACCACGAGGACGACGACUUUUGGGUGCAGUCUUAUCCCUUAUUUCAAGAACUGUGGAAAUUUAACUUUGCUUCAAGGCAGUGGACGCGAUUUAGAAACAGCCAGACGUUGCCAAUGGAAUUGGCAUCUAACGCUCUUGUUCUCCACCGGAAUAUCUUGAUGGUAUAUCUUUGUGUAUAUGGUGGAACUGGGUCACCUUUCGGAAUCAGAUGUAGCAACCAACUUUAUGUUUGUAAGGUAAAUGAUGAGAAUGGUCUCAUGGUUGAGGUGAAUACUACUGGACAGCUGCCUCUUCCUCUGUAUGGGCAAGCUUUAAUUUUUCACAAUGACUAUCUCUAUACAAUAGGGGGUACGACUGGUCUUUCUUACACAUGUGAUAUUCAUAGGUUAAACAUUAAAACUAUGAACUGGGAAAUAGUGUACAUUUGCAAUGGUCAGGGCGAAUACGAACCCAAGGGAAGGUACAGGCAUGAAGUGGGUUUCGAUGGGAAAAUUAUUUAUGUUCUGGGAGGGGGUACUACAGAAGAGGCCUACGACUUUCAAUGCAUACCUUCUUUCGAUGUAGAGAAAAACGUAUGGUUUAGGCAAAAGACUAUUAGGGAUAAUAGGAGAGGUCAUCCGGAGCCAAGAAGAUGUCAUGGUGCAGUUGAAAUCACGGUAAAUACGGGGCCUCAGGUUUUCAUAACCGGUGGACACGACGGUGAAAAUAUAUUUAACGAUUUGUGGAGGCUGGAUCUUAAGACGUACCAGUGGACGUUCUUUGAAAUUUGCCAGUUGCCUAGACCUACAUACUUCCACGCGACUGCAGUGUCACCGGAGGGCCGGCUGUACGUGUUUGGGGGGAAUUAUAGUAUUAACGAUGACGUGAGAAGGAGCAACACGAUCUAUUCGGCUUGGUUGUGUAUCCCUAAACUAAGUGAGAUUUGUUGGGAGGCUGUUUUAUACUACAGUCCGCAUAUAAAUAAGUGUGGUGUUGAUGACCUGAUUAAUAUAGGUCUCCCUAGACACUUCUUACAGAGGCUGAAUAACAGUGACUCUUGCAAAAUCAGUAACUGACAGUGCCUGUUAUUGAACAAUAACGUUAAGUUUUUAAUUUGCCUUUGGAUGUAUUUUAUUUAUCAUGUUUUAUAUAAAAUUAGUCAAUAUAUUGCUCUAUAUUAA
Molecule: messenger RNA, 1757 nt
Organism: Anoplophora glabripennis (Asian longhorned beetle)
Lineage: Eukaryota; Metazoa; Arthropoda; Insecta; Coleoptera; Cerambycidae
Gene: slim
Product: kelch domain-containing protein 10 homolog
Exons: 4
Coding region: 333-1652 (439 amino acids)
Biological process (GO): positive regulation of stress-activated MAPK cascade
Molecular function (GO): protein binding
Source: RefSeq, a predicted model, not a curated record